Molecule: messenger RNA, 4530 nt
Organism: Python bivittatus (Burmese python)
Lineage: Eukaryota; Metazoa; Chordata; Lepidosauria; Squamata; Pythonidae
Gene: INHA
Product: inhibin subunit alpha
Cellular component (GO): extracellular region
Molecular function (GO): cytokine activity; growth factor activity
Source: RefSeq, a predicted model, not a curated record
GCCAGACCACCUCACCCGCAAGGCAGGACUUCCCUACACACAUUCUGAGCUACCAAGCAAUAUCUGGGAACAGUGCCUCAGCCUGAACUCUCAGACAUAUGCAAGAACAUUUUUUUCUGCAGGAACUGCACACAGCCUGCCCAUUAUUCCCUUGCGCAUGUUGGACCAGAGCUCUUUGAACAUCUUGCCCAUGAUCAACUCCAUGUUGAUCCUGCAGCUCUUCUUGCUGGCUCCUGCUGCUGUUGCUGGCUGCAGCAGGGAUGAAGUUGACAGGCAUCUCAUCCUGGCUAGAAUCAAAGCACAUUUCCUGGAGUCCCUUGGUCCUGUCCCCCAUAGCGAAAAGGCCCAAGGGGGACAAAGGGGGCUCCACAGGAGGCAUGCCUUGGGCACAGCAGCUGCUCAUAGCUGGGAGGAAGAAGACACAUCCCAAGUGAUUGCCUUCCCAUCCAAAGAUGUACCCUGUGAACCAUCUCAACCGGAUGAGCUUCUAGAGGAUGAGGGAGUUUUCACCUACAUUUUUCAACCCUCAAUACAUAUCCUGAGUCGUGUGGUGACCUCAGCCCAGCUGUGGUUCUACACAGGCCCUGUGAUAGUUCAGAACAGCCCCUCGGAAACUGCCUCCAACAGCUCCACACCAGAGGCAAAGAUAUUGACGCUCUCUGAUGAAGGCCGGGUCCCACUAGCUACCAUGGCAGUGCCAGCUCCUGAGGGCUGGACAGUCUUUCACUUCAGAACAACCUUCUUCCCUUACCUUGCCCGGAAUAUAUUUGUGCUCUUUAUUCGUUGCCUAGGCUGCCCCUGUGUGGCUGAUGCUGAAAAAAUGCCCUUCCUUGUAGCAACCACCAAACCCAGGGGCCGAGACCGGGCCCGGCGCUCCUCAGUGCCCUGGUCACCAGCUGCUCUCAAUUUGCUGCAGCGGCCUUCAGAUAAUGCUGCAGUCCAUGGCAACUGCCACCGUGCUUCCCUCAAUAUCUCUUUUGAAGAACUAGGAUGGGACAAGUGGAUCGUGCAUCCUAGCAGCUUUGUGUUUCAUUACUGUCAUGGGAACUGUUCUGACAUCCACUCACUCACACACAAUCCCAACUUCCAGCUGUGCUGUGCUGCCUUGCCAGGCACCAUGCACUCUCUGAGGGUCCGUACCACCUCAGAUGGUGGCUACUCCUUCAAGUAUGAGACAGUCCCCAACAUCCUCACCCAGGACUGUGUCUGCAUAUAGCAAAGACUCAGCUUUAGCAGUAAAAUGCUCUCCUGAUGGGAAACUACUGUCUUGCUCAGAUCAGUUCACUCUAGACCCUCAGCAACAAGUAUCUUCUUCAUAUGAACCCAGGACCAAAGCACUUCUAGACAGUGCCUUAUCUGCUCAAUGUGAAGACUGGCACCUUUGCCCUUCACAGCCAGUUUUGGAGGCCCCACUACAUCUCAUUUGCCCUUGGACUUUAUUAACUGAAGCUACAAUCAGAAUGGAAGACCAAUACUGGGGUGAAGAAGCUGCUUAAUCUUCUCCUUUUGUUUUGUCCACUCAAAAGUACCUCUGCUUAGCUGCUACCCCACCCAUGACAGAAAAAGUGUAAGAUCCACAUCUUACACUUAAGAUGUAAAUUCAGGUUGGAGAGGGUGAUAUUCAGCAGACAGAAGGGAUAUAAUUAAAUAGUCUUCCUCCUCCUCCAUUUAUUCCCUCUUGAUGACAGCCCCCAAGGAAAGCAAAAGAAGGCAUAUACAGUUUGGCCUGAGGGUCCUGGACCUGUGUCUCUAAACAGGACCAGAAAUUCUCCCUUGGUCUCCAAAGCUAAAAGGGAGAGUUUCAGGGGUUUCAUAAUCUGAGGAGAAGAAUAGAGGUGGUAGAGAUUCUUAUCAAUCACAGAAAAGCCAAACACUCUUUUUUUGGAUUGGCAGCAAGAAUAGUACAACUAUCUGAGCAGCAUAAGGCCAGAUAGGACCUAGAAUCUGCAGAAAGAAUGCACAUGGAAAACAUACAGACAGGCAGGAUAUUUAUCUUGCCAAUCAUGCAGCUGAAUGUGUCUCACACAGCUAGCUUGCCCUGCAAAUUUUCUGAACUCUAGGGAUCUGCAAGUUUGUUUCCCUUAAGAAACUGAGGAAAAAAAUGCCCAUUUUUCAUUAAUGAUCCUCAGUCCUGGCAUGCUACCUUUUCACUGUGUCUUUCCUUCCUCGUGUUCUUUCAGACACAGGUUUAUCCCUGGGGCUCUACAAAGAGCAAGAAGAAACUUGUAGCAGAGGGCUUACACUUGGCUUCUCAGCCAUCCCAGCUCUGAUCUCUCUCCAGUGAACUGAAGGCUGGGGAAUAGGAAGGGGCUGUUAGAGUGGACUAGCAGGGUUUUCUAGCCAGCAUCUCUAAUUCCCAUAGCUCUUAUCAGAAUGCUGGGGGAGCAGGAAAGUGGGCCUAUUUUAUGAAGUAUCUGAUCAAGAAAAGAGCCAGUUAAGUGCAACAAGUAUAGCGUGGUUUAGGAAUUGAUGAUGCCUGCCUUUGCCAGUAGACAUUGUCACUUGGUAAACAUUCCACCCAUGAAGGGAAAUGUCAACUUCACUAUGAAAAUGGCUGAAAGAGAGGCCAAUGGUUCUCUAACAAGCGCUGAGGAUGGGAUGAACCCCUGGAGCCCAUUAGAAGUCCUGCCUGCAGCUACCGAGUAUCCUUAAUGAGAACGUGGUGAGAUGGCCCGAGUGUAGGAGUCCCCUUGUUUUGUUAAACUAUAUCCUAAUCAGCAUUCAUUGUAAAGGGCCAAUUAGAAAUGUUUCCAAAACAGUGACGGUUAAAUAAAGUUUUUUUUUUCCUUAAAAGAAACCCCUCAGUACUAUUCAGUAUCUUACAAAAAAAGAAAAAGAUGCCAGUCCUGGGACAUCUCACUUUACUAAAGUGCUCACUUUACUAAACCGAUGGAACACAGUAUGAUGCAUGUAAGAAACAAGUAUGUUUCAAUCUUGAUUUCAUGUAGGCAUUUCAGUGUAAAUUCUUGCAGGUAAGUUUCAAAGUAUUUGUUGAGGAGAAGGAAGCAGCCGGGCAGAGGAUCAAUUUGGCCUCAAAUUCCAAGAAUAGCACUGGGGAGCAGACACAGCAGUGUGAGAGCCAGCCGUGGGUUAGCUGAGAUGCUACUGUACUCAAGCCGAGUUAUGUUCUGCAGGUAAUACAAGCUUUUGUCAAUAGAUGGCUCCCAAGGCAGAUGAAUAGAAAAUACAGUCAGAGUUCUUUCAUUUUGGUUCCCCUCCUUGGGAGGCAACAUUGAUUUUUGCGUAGCUCAGAGAAAGCAGUGUUUGUUGAAAGAGCAGAAAGGUGCAAUUCCUUUUCCCUUUUAAGAUUUCGCAGGCAGGGCAGAAUGUCACUGUCCAGAUAUUUCAGAGGUCUCUGUGGCUGUUUGCUCAACCCCAUUUCAGCCUAGCAUACAGUGCAAACCCAACGUGUGUACUUAAUGGCUCAAUAUACAGGAUGAAUCCAGAAGUUUCACUUGAAUAAACCAUGGUUCAUUUAACCAAAAGGAAGUGUGUCAGGUGAACACCACCUAUGUCUUCUCUAAGGUGACCAAAAAGUGUUUCUGUUCUAUUAUUCACAUUAAAAGUUGCAGGUGUAAGAACAAGGGAUUUGGGGGGUAUGUUUACUGCAUGGUAGGUAACAACACUGCCUCAUUCCUUGCCCCCAACUCUGGUAAGUUAUGCUGGCAGUGACUAUUCUCCAAAAUAUACAAAGACUGCUGCACAGAAGAGCACUGGACACCGAACAAUGCACAGUUCUAAUCAUCAUACCUCAAAAAGGAUGGAAGGUAGGAUGGGAGAGCCAUGAGAAAGGCUUCCCAACAUGAUUAUAGUUUAGAUUCUCAGCCAGGAGGCCACAGCUACUGUGGUCUUUACCUUGCAGGAAAGGUGCAUGGGGGUUGAUGGAAAAAUAACAGAAGAGCCAUCAAAGAGGGUUAUCACCCUCCUGCCCAUGCUUGCAGUAGGCUGGCCACUGUGACCCACAGAAUGUUGUAGGAGAAGGGCCUUUAGUGUGACCUUACGCUGAAACCCACUUCUUUCCAGAGUUCCACUUCAGAGGCACUCUCCCUGCCAUAUAAUAAUUUUCAGGAAAGGCACUAUUCUCUCUGCUAGCUUGUUCCGAUUUAAUAAUAAACUUAAAUGAUUUAUGGACUACCCUUCACAAGGUAGUUUUAAAAGACAGAGUGAAUUGAACAAAUCUGAAUCCUCCACCUCUUCUUCUCCUUGCAUGUGGCCCAAGUACCUCAAUCCAGCCACUUCUCUAUGAAGGUGAGGGAGAACUGUUCCAACAACUUGGCCUCCACAACCUGAUGCCCAUAAGAUGUGUUGGACUUCCAUAAUUGCCAGGUAACAUGAUUUCAGCCACAGUGGCUGGGGAGCAUAAAGGCUGGUCCAACACAGCCAGAAAGCAGCAGGUUGGGGGAAUUCACAGAAAUUCUUGCAGAGGAAGCAACACAAAUCAUUGGGGGAAUUAGGAGAGCAUUAGCAGAACUUUCAUUUACUCACACUACAGGAUAUAUUGAAGGAAAAAAGAGGGGUAAUGACUAUGAU